Messenger RNA from Durio zibethinus, 1660 nucleotides. Its product is annotated as protein TRIGALACTOSYLDIACYLGLYCEROL 1, chloroplastic-like. NCBI's taxonomy places the organism in Eukaryota, Viridiplantae, Streptophyta, Magnoliopsida, Malvales, Malvaceae. The record is from RefSeq and is a predicted model, not a curated record. Gene Ontology annotation, cellular component: ATP-binding cassette (ABC) transporter complex. Gene Ontology annotation, biological process: phospholipid transport.
AAAAAAAGGGAAGGGACAGCCAAGCCAAACCCUCCUCUUUUUUGCUAUGCUUCUUUGCAUUUCCUAGUUAAAAGCACAAAACAAAGCCAUGUAUUUUGGAGCUAACAAAGAGGUGAAAGAGUUGUUUAUGAAAAUAAAAAAAAAAAAAACUCGAAUCCUGCUCCUCAUUUUCCACAUUCGAAUUUCCAUUCUCUCUGAAGAAAGGAUUUAUAAACAGGACACUUAAAAACCUGCUCAAUAGAACAGCCACCAAUCUCCACCGCCAUCGUUACCCUUCUGUCUUCAAUCACAGGUAUCACAUAUAUAUAAGUUCAAGGAGGAAGGCUGAAAGAUGCAAACAGCUUCACAACUUCAUCCUAUAUUUUACUUUUCUAACAGAAGGAGCUCUAUCAAAUCUGAUGGUGGGUGGAUGAAACUGGGAGGUCGCAAUCCAAGUCAACUUGCCUUUAUUGGAAGAGGUCAGAGUCUUAAAUUUGUAACACCCAACCGCAAAACUAGAUUGGUUGUGAUUUCCAACACAGAUGAUGGCCACCUAUAUGGCCCUGUGCUAGAAGAAGGCAGCACUACAAACCAUGCACCCUGUUCAGAACCAGAGACAUUCUUUAGCAAAUGGUCUCCUCCAAGGUACUUAUGGAGAGGAUUAUCUGUUCUUGUCCUUGCAGGGCAGGUUAUUACUAGGACUCUAAAGGGUAAAGUCCACUGGAGGAAUACCCUUCAACAAUUGGAGAGAGUUGGACCUAAAUCAGUUGGGGUUUGUCUUCUAACGUCAGCAUUUGUUGGCAUGGCCUUCACUAUUCAGUUUGUUAGAGAAUUUACCCGAUUGGGUUUGAACCGAUCAGUUGGUGGGGUAUUGGCCUUAGCAUUCUCAAGGGAGCUAAGUCCUGUGGUUACAUCAAUUGUGGUUGCAGGGAGAAUUGGAAGUGCAUUUGCUGCAGAAUUAGGGACUAUGCAGGUUUCCGAGCAGAUUGACACGCUGAGAGUUCUUGGAUCGAAUCCUGUUGAUUAUUUGGUUACACCCAGAGUGAUCGCUUCCUCUUUAGCUUUACCAUUUUUGACUCUGCUGUGUUUCACAGUAGGGAUGGCAUCAAGUGCCCUUCUGGCUGAUAGUGUUUAUGGGAUUAGCAUUAAUAUCAUCUUAGAUUCAGCUCAAAGGGCUCUACGAUCAUGGGAUAUAAUUAGUGCAAUGAUUAAGUCUCAAGUUUUUGGUAUGAUCAUAUCUAUUGUGAGCUGUGCUUGGGGAGUUACCACCAUGGGAGGAGCCAAAGGUGUUGGCGAAUCAACAACUUCAGCUGUCGUUAUUUCUCUUGUUGGUAUUUUUAUGGCUGAUUUUGCACUCUCAUAUUGCUUCUUCCAAGGAGCUGGAGAUUCUUUGAAGAACUGUAUAUAAUGAGCCUGCCUCUUGGCAUCUUCACAGUUUUCUCACUGGUAUUGUUUGAUGGAUGGCACCUAUGGAGACUGAUAAGUGAUAACGUAUAAGUGAAUCAUAGAUAUGUGUAAAAUCCUGUAAUCUUUAUCAAUAUUAGGCUACUUUGUCCCUCCAUUUUCGAUUCUCAGUGACUCAGUGUUGGUAAAGUGCUGAUGCUCGAAGUGAUUUUAAUAGAAUGAAAAGAUAUUUGAGUCAGUUAAGCCCUCAGAAAUUUGGAUAAAUGGCUUCUAAUGA